AUGCUGCGCGUAGGCUCCUGGUUUUACGGCAAAAAGCCGGCCAAUGGCUCCACGCAGUCACUGGACUCGCUGUCCGAACUGAAAGACUCGGCCACCUUAAUCCUCAAUGACGAUGUGGACGGCGCUGAAGCUGGCCUCGCCCAAGGCACCUCGACUUUCCACAAUUUGGGAAAAGGUGUCGUGGCAUUCGUUCGCGCGACCUUGGGCUUUGAGCAGGAAAUAAUGCGACAAGCGUCCGAGCGGCUGUAUGAGGCCGAGACGACCGCCGCCAGCGCACAGCACCGCGCGCAACACAACUCUAACGCCCCCAAUGCUUUUCGGUCGGAGAUAUAUGCACCGGGAACGGAAUACGCUCUAUCUCAGGCCAUCGCGCAAUUGAUGAGCGCCGUUGUCGGCGUCCUGAACGAGAGCUUGACGGAAAGUAUCAAGGCUUUCUACCGCCUGCGCAAGGCGUAUAUCGCACUGGAUGCCAUCCUGAAAAUGGAAGAGAAGUUUAUGGAGUUGAGAGACCCCAGUAGAGAGCUUCUUACUAGCUCGAGUGAUCUUUCAAAGGUCGGCGCAACCAAGUCGAACUCAUCUAACCGGUCACUGGGCAAAGACCCCUCUAUGGCCGCUCAUUCCAUUGCGACGGACGAGAAGGAUCUGACUCAAUCUCUCUCCGGCUUGAACGUCAAUGAACCCGCUUCAGAUGUCUCGGGAACCUCCACUCCCAAUGGAUCCAACAUCAUCAACCACGACCCGGACUCGGACAUCUUCAAGAACGGGGUCGACAUCUUCGUGCACUCCGGCGCUAACUUCUGCUUCGGUAUUCUCCUUCUUCUCAUCUCCAUGGUUCCUCCAGCAUUCAGCAAGCUCCUUUCCAUCAUCGGCUUCCACGGCGACAAGCAACGGGGUCUGCGCAUGCUCUGGCAAGCCAGUAAAUUCCACAACCUGAUCGGCGCCAUGGCUGCGCUGGCGCUGUUGGGCUACUACAACGGCUUUGUUCGAUACUGUGAUAUCAUGCCCGAUCCCACUCCCGGCGAGGAUGAUGUCGAGGGUUACCCGCAGGAGAGACUGGCUGCACUGUUGGCUGAGAUGCGGUCCCGAUUCCCGAACUCUCGGCUCUGGCUGUUGGAAGAGUCGCGGAUGAAGGGUGCUAAUAAGGACUUGGAUGGCGCGUUGGAGCUACUUUGCUCGAAUAACAAGAGUCCGUUGAAGCAGGUUGAGGCUCUCUGUGUAUUUGAGAAGAGCCUGAAUGCCUUGUUCCUGCAUAAGUACGAUGUGUGUUCUGAUGCAUUCAUCGAGUGUGUGGACCUCAAUUCCUGGUCUCGUUCCUUGUACUACUACAUCGCCGGAUCCUGCCACGUCGUGCUCUAUCGCGACUGCAUCGACAAAGAUCCCAAGCAAGCCGAGAAGCACGCCUCGACAGCCGCCGAAUACAUCCGUAAAGCUCCGCCGCUGGCAGGGAAGAAGAAGUUCAUGGCGCGCCAACUGCCAUUCGACGUUUUCGUGACCCGCAAAAUCGCCAAGUGGGAAGCACGUGCCAAGGACUGGAAGGUUCCUCUCGUGGAUGCGAUUGGCGUGGAUCCAAUUGAGGAGAUGAUCUUUUUCUGGAACGGGCAUAGCCGCAUGACGCAAAGCCAUCUGGAGGAAUCUUUGUCUCGACUGUCAUGGUGCGAGAGCGACGCUAACAAGACGUGGUCUCGCGAGGGACCCGAGGAGAAGGCGAUUCUCGAACUCAUCCGAGCUGCGGUUCACCGGUCCCUGCACAACUACGAGGAGGCCCAGCAGAUUCUCAAGACCCGUGUCUUGAACCAUGAUAAGUCGCUCUUCAAAGGCCAUCUGAAGGACGAUUGGGUUCUCCCGGCUGCUCACUUUGAAAUGGCUGCCAACCUCUGGAUGGAGCGCCCGACCUACCAAGCGCUUCACGGGUUAUCCGAUAAAGCAUCCACUGUAACUGGAAGCUCCGAGGGAAAGCACUCGGGCAGAGAGAAGGAGUUGGUCCGCGAGUGUAAGGACUACCUGGACCACGCUGCUCGGUGGGAAAGCUACGAGCUUGAUGCUCGUAUCGGCCUGAAGGUCACGGCUGCUAUGGAGGCAGUGAACAAGUGGGAGAGCACACAUUCAUGA
Molecule: messenger RNA, 2109 nt
Organism: Penicillium cinerascens
Lineage: Eukaryota; Fungi; Ascomycota; Eurotiomycetes; Eurotiales; Aspergillaceae
Product: TTC39/IML2 family protein
Exons: 5
Coding region: 1-2109 (702 amino acids)
Cellular component (GO): nucleus; cytosol; mitochondrial outer membrane
Source: RefSeq, a predicted model, not a curated record